AUUCAUCUGUUUUUUUUGUGCUGAGUGCAAUUUGCAACAAGCUUUCUUUCCUUUGUUAGGAAAUUCGAGAUAGGAAAUUCGAGAAAGACAUCUCAUCUGUUAGAGAGAUGUGCAAAUUAAUGUACUGGACCCAUAAUUAAAGUCGUGUAGGUGGGGAUGUGAGGAGAGAGGAAAUGAGCAGUAAGUUAUUAUAGAUUCAAUCAUCUUUUUUUGUGUGAUUGCAAUUUGCAACUAGCUUUCCUUUGUUUUCCUACUGAGAAAGAAGAUAUCUGAAAAAAAAUGGCUUACAAUCUUCAACCUCUCAUCACCAUUCUCGAAGGAAUCCUCGAUCCUCACCAACCACGAUGGAUCGUUAAUGAAAACAACCCUCAACUCCAAUCCCUCCUUGACAAAGCUACUUCUCUUCAAAAGCUCCUUGAUAGUAAAUCUUCAUUCACCAAACUAGACACCCAAAUAAGAGAAGUAGCACAUCAAGCUGAAGACAUCCUUGAAUCCCACAUGGUUCAUCACAUGCUCUCCGGAUCUGAUUGCUUCAUAUUCACUUUGGCCACACCAGAUCUACACCAAGUCACACAAGAUCUUGAUUUGGUUAUAGAGAAAGCGGAGAAGCUCGUGGAGAUGGAGGAUAAGAAGAUGCUUCCAGAACUUGAUUCUGUUAUGGAACAAGUGAAGCUCGUGGAUAAGAAGAUGCCGUCUAGCAGUUCACCAUCCAGUGUUUUGGUGGGAAUUGAAGAAGAUCUGAUGCAACUCAAGGAUCGGCUGACCGGGAUGCGGACAAAGCUGGAGAUCAUCCCCAUCGUUGGUAUGGGUGGUGUAGGUAAAACCACUCUCGCUCGAAAGCUUUAUGAUGAUCCUUUGAUUGUUGAUCACUUUGCAUAUCGUGCUUGGACCACAGUCUCACAAGAUUACAAUAUGCCACAAAUUCUCAUAAGCCUUCUUAGUUGCAUAAUCAAAAAAGAAGAAUUUGAUCAACAUAAGGAAAAGGGAAUACAUGAGAUAAAAGAUAUGUUGUAUAAGAGCUUGUAUGGCAGGAAGUACUUGAUUGUAUUAGAUGAUAUAUGGAGCACUAAAUUCUGGGAUGAGAUUAGGAUGUACUUCCCGGACAACAACAACGGGAGUCGCAUUGUGAUCACCACUAGGGAAAUUGAUGUGGCGAACUAUGCUGACUCUUCGAGUCCACAACAUCAGGUUCGGUUGCUUAGCGAGGCUGAAAGUUGGAAUCUGCUUCGCCAUCUUGUGUUUGGAGAAGAGGGGUGUCUUCUUGUAUUACAUGAGAUUGGUCAAAAGAUCGCCAAGCAUUGCGGUGGGCUUCCUCUAGCCAUCCGUGUGAUUGGAGGGCUGCUAUCUAAGAUGGAAAGAUCAGAAGACGUUUGGAGGAAAAUUGGAGACAAUGUAAUAGCAGCAAUUUCUGGAUCAGAUGAGAAAUUCUCUAGUAUAUUGUCUUUAAGUUAUAACCACUUGCCGAAUCACUUGAAACCAUGUUUUUUAUACAUGGGAGCUUUCCCUGAAGACUACGAGAUUUUAGGCUCCACACUCGUGUAUGUGUGGAUUGCAGAGGGAUUUGUAAAAUCAAAUGGGGAAAGAAGUUUGGAGGAAGAAGCUGAGGAUUGGCUAAAGUCUCUAAUAGAGAGAAAUCUAUUUAUGGUUAGUAAAUACGAAAAGAAUGGAAAACCAAAGAGCUACAACAUGCAUGAUAUGUUGAGGGAUCUGUGCAUCAAGAAAUGUGAUGAAGACAAGUUUCUGUAUGUGAAGAAUGAUCCCAAUGUCGCAUUCUCUAAUCCACGGCGAGUGAGGAAUGACAAAUCAGCUAAUAUGGAGUAUGUUGAUGAUUCAACAGUGCUCAUGUCACUUACUCGAUCUGCUAUAUGCAUUGGUUCUAGCUACAAUCAGCUACCAUUUGGUGUCUUUUCUGCGUCAAGAUUGCUUAGGGUAUUGUAUUGCAUUGAUUUCAAUCUCAAUGAGUUCCCAACUGAAAUAUUUGAAUUUGUCAACUUACGCUUCUUAGUUGUUGACGACCAUUUAAAUAUACCUAGAGGAAUAUCAAGACUGCGGAAUUUGCAAACCUUGAUUGCUCUUGAUUGCGAGAUUGAUGUGCCGUCUGAGCUUUGGCAGCUCUCUGAGUUAAGAAAUGUCAAGGUGGCAGGAUUAGAGUUGUUAAAAGAUGAGGAAAUGAACUAUAGUGUUAUGAAGAAUCUGCAAAUGAUUUCAUUCACGAGUCUAACUGAAGAGGAAUCAAGUUGGGAUGGUUUCUUCAAAAGCAUACCAAAUAUCAAAAGGUUGGCAAUUGAUGAUAAAUUCCGAAGGGAAUCCACGAUAUUUGAUCUUAGCCAUCUUCACAAACUCGAAAUAUUAAAAUGCAGGUGUAUCGAAACCAUAGACAGAAAACUAGUUAUAUUUCCUUGUCAUAUCAGAAAACUAGUUCUGGAUGGGUGUACAAUGAAUUCAAGAGUGUCGACGACUCUGUGUGCACUACAUAAGCUGGAAGUGCUCACGAUAAGGUAUUGCACAUUUGAGAGUGAUAAGCUGACAUGUGAAGGAGAAGAAGGUGAAGAAGAAGAAGGAGAAGGAGAAGAGUGGAAGGUAGCAGAUGACCAACUUCCCUGGACUUCGCCACCUCUAUGUAAAACACUGUUGGAAUCUAAAGGAAAUCCCUUGCAGCAUUGGUGAAAUCCCAACACUCCAACUAAUCGAGUUAGAACUGUGCCCCAAAUCCGUAGUGGCAUCAGCAGAAAGGAUUGUGGAGGAGCAAUCUGAAUACGGCAACGAAGAUCUCAAACUUCGUAUCUCAAACACCAUCAAUUGAUGAUCACACUUAUAAAAGUGUAAGGAGUCGGAUGCUACGAGCUUUUUAUCCUCAGGUGGCGUGUCGGGAGACUAUGGAACGAGCCAGCACGCCGCAACUCCCUCUUUCUUGACUUCCCAACACUUUUGACUUGCUGUGUCUUCAACUUUCUUCACUGAACUUUAUUUAUGUCUUUGAUCAUCUUGUGUUGUGCGUAACACUACUAUUAUAAGAUGAUUUUCUUGAA
Salvia hispanica is the source of this 3029-nucleotide messenger RNA. RefSeq names its product putative late blight resistance protein homolog R1B-16. NCBI's taxonomy places the organism in Eukaryota, Viridiplantae, Streptophyta, Magnoliopsida, Lamiales, Lamiaceae. The record is from RefSeq and is a predicted model, not a curated record. Gene Ontology annotation, molecular function: ADP binding. Gene Ontology annotation, biological process: defense response to other organism.